AUGUCUGACGUUCAAGCACCAGUGAAGGCAGCCGCUACAGCGCAAAAGAAAGUCACGAAGAAGGAGAAGAAGGUCGCCACCGAACCGAUCAAGUCUGUUCAAGUCUUUGGGAAGAAGAAGACCGCGAUUGCUGUUGCGUUGUGCAAGCAAGGCAAAGGAAUGAUUCGAGUCAAUGGUGUUCCAUUGGAUUUGAUCCAGCCACCAAUGUUGAGAAUCAAGGCGUUCGAGCCCCUCUUUGUCAUCGGAAAAGAGUACUACGCCCAACUUGACUUGAAAAUCAGAGUGACUGGUGGUGGACAAGUCUCUCAAAUCUAUGCCAUUAGACAAGCAAUUGCAAGAGCCCUUAUCGCUUACCAACAGAAAUAUGUCGACGAAACAUCAAAGAAC
Entamoeba invadens IP1 is the source of this 387-nucleotide messenger RNA. RefSeq names its product 40S ribosomal protein S16, putative. The transcript has a single exon. Gene Ontology annotation, molecular function: RNA binding; structural constituent of ribosome. The annotation marks the transcript as partial. Lineage: Eukaryota; Evosea; Mastigamoebida; Endamoebidae. The record is from RefSeq and is a predicted model, not a curated record. Gene Ontology annotation, biological process: translation; maturation of SSU-rRNA from tricistronic rRNA transcript (SSU-rRNA, 5.8S rRNA, LSU-rRNA). Gene Ontology annotation, cellular component: cytosolic small ribosomal subunit; ribosome.